Dioscorea cayenensis subsp. rotundata (Guinea yam) is the source of this 5286-nucleotide messenger RNA. RefSeq lists its product as uncharacterized. Gene Ontology annotation, biological process: DNA integration. NCBI's taxonomy places the organism in Eukaryota, Viridiplantae, Streptophyta, Magnoliopsida, Dioscoreales, Dioscoreaceae. The record is from RefSeq and is a predicted model, not a curated record. Bases 1 to 5286 code for a protein of 1761 amino acids. The transcript is spliced from 4 exons. Gene Ontology annotation, molecular function: nucleic acid binding.
AUGGCGGAGAAUACAAGAUGGAAGGACCUUUCUACAAAGAUGGAGACAGUUUUAGCAGUGUUGGGUGAUAAGGAGGAGAAAGAUAAACUGAAGAAAGAUCGGCUUUCUAUGAUUGAACAAUCUGUCACUUCCCUGGUUAAAUGUAUGGAAUCUUUACAGCAACAGGUUAGUUUGAAUCAAAUCUCUGCAUCACCUUCUUUGUUGCAGGAACCUUCUCCGUCCGAUUCCAGGUCUCUCCUGCAGCAAGUCACUUUGCCUCAAAGAUCCACUUCACCAUCUAUACUGCCAGAACCAUCUACUUCUGAUUCUAGAUCUCUUAUGCAUUCUCAAUUGCGAUCUAUUAGAAUGGAGUUGCCUCGUUUCGAUGGUUCCAAUGCAUUACAAUGGCUUUUUCAUGCCGAGCAGUUCUUUGAUUUCUAUGAGACUUCUGACGUCUACCGCCUUAAGAUAGCCUCAGUCCAUUUCGAUGGACCAGUGGUUCCCUGGUUCCAGAUGCUUCAGAAAUCCGGCAGUAUUGUAUCAUGGAAGAGCCUGGCCAAAGCCAUUGAACAGACUUAUGGUCCUUCAGUCUUUGCUAAUCCUGGUUCUUCACUGUUUAAAUUAUUUCAAGACGGCUCCGUGGUGGAGUAUUAUAAUAGCUUCACAGAGUUGGCUAAUAGAGUCGAUGGUUUAUCAUCUGAGGCUUUGUUGGAUUGUUUUAUCAGUGGAUUAAAACCAGAAUUACAACGUGAUAUUCUUCCUUGGAAUCCUGAUUCUAUUAACAAGGCAGUCCAAUUGGCUCGUUUAUAUGAGGAAAAGCCUACGUUUGCAGAUCGUUUCCACAGAACUAAAGCUCCAAUUAUUACUGAAGUAUCCAGUGUACCCAGGAAGCCAGUCAUGGGAUUUUCUCAUCAGUUAAGUAUAGCCAAACCAGCUUUAUUACCACCAAUUGGACCUCCUCCCAUGGCCUUACCUAGUCCCGCGGGAGUUACAGCUAAACUUCCAAUAGUAUCUGCUAACACACCACCCCCUUCUCAUUUUAGAAAAAUGUCUUUCAAGGAAAUGCAACAAAGAAGGGCUCAGGGCUUGUGUUACAAUUGUGAUGAAAAGUUUUCUCCAAUGCAUAAGUGUGCCAAUCGACGGUUGCUAUUACUCCAUUGGGAUGAAGAGAUUUCAGAUAUUCCAGAGGAUUCAGAGGAAUUUUCUCAGGUCACCGCACAGCAGGUAGUUGAGGACUCACAAAGUUUAUCUCUUAAUGCUAUGGAUACCAGUUGGGUAUCCGGUACAUUGCGGUUUUCUGGCCUGGUUGGAGGGCAUUCUGUACAAAUUUUGUUGGAUGGAGGUAGUGAUGACAACUUCAUUCGACCCGAAAUGGCAAAAUUCUUACAUUUUCCGGUUCUUCCAACAAAGCAAUUUAAAGUCUUGGUAGGUGAUGGCAAUGCUUUAAUGGUGGAAGGGUUGGUUCGGGACUUAUCAGUACACAUUCAGAACCACCAGUUUAUAUUUUCGGUGUAUCUUUUACCGAUUGUGGGUGCCGAUAUUAUCUUGGGCGCUAACUGGUUGGCAACCCUGGGGCCGCAUAUUACAGAUUAUAGCACCCGGACCUUGGAAUUUUUUUACAAUAAGGAACUUAUUAUCUUAACAGGUGAUAGUCUGAGAAAACCUCAAAUGACUUCAGUUCCUCAAGUCUACAGACUGUGUUCAACACAUGCCAUUGCAUCAUGUUAUACACUUACUGUGUCCAAGGACUGCAUAUUGCAGGAUCAACAACAAUUAACUCCACCAGAGGCACCUAUGAACCCCGAUGAGUUUUUUUUGUCUCCGGAGACACCUUUGAGUCUGCAGCAACUUCUGAAGAAAUAUUCUACAGUUUUUCAAAUUCCUCGUGGAUUGCCACCUUCAAGAAGUUGUGAUCAUCGGAUUCAGCUCCUGCCAUAUUCCAAUCCAGUAAAGGUUCGGCCUUACCGAUAUGCCCAUUGUCACAAGACUGAGAUUGAACAAAUGGUAGCACAGAUGUUGUCUGAAGGUUUAAUUGAAACAAGUACGAGCCCAUUUUCCUCACCUGUGUUAUUGGUCAAGAAAAAAGGUGGGUCAUGGCGAUUUUGUACAGAUUAUCGAGCCCUUAAUGCCAUCACCAUUAAGGACUCUUUUCCAAUCCCAACAGUCGAUGAACUGCUGGACGAAUUAUGGGGCGCUACAUAUUUUUCUAAAUUGGAUCUUCGAUCCGGGUAUCAUCAAAUUUUGUUAUAUCAAGGGGAUCGGUAUAAAACCGUCUUUCGCACUCACCAUGGCCAUUUUCAGUGGUUAGUCAUGUCCUUCGGGCUAUCCAAUGCCCCCGCCACAUUUCAAGCUCUUAUGAAUCAAGUCUUCCAUUUUGCAUUACGAAAAUUUGUUUUGGUGUUCUUUGAUGACAUCUUGGUGUACAGUAAGGAUUGGGAUUCUCAUCUGUUCCAUUUGGAACAAGUUUUAGAUACUCUGUUGGCACAUCAGUUAUAUGCUAAAUUUUCCAAAUGCCAAUUUGGCAUACAGAGGGUGGAAUAUUUAGGCCAUGUGGUGUCUGCUCAGGGGGUUGAAAUGGAUGGAGCUAAAAUCCAGGCUAUCGUGCAGUGGCCAAUACCAACUAAUUUGAAGCAAUUGCGAGGCUAUUUGGGAUUAACAGGGUAUUAUCGUCGGUUCAUACAACAUUAUGCUCAAUUGGCAAGGCCGUUGACGGAGCUUCUCAAAAAAGACAACUUCCACUGGAAUUCUGAAGCUGGCAAGGCUUUCAAGGCUUUACAAUUAGCUAUCACGUUGGCACCUGUUUUGUCCUUACCAAAUUUCUCAGAGCCAUUCACCCUUGAAACAGAUGCUUUGGGUGUAGGAGUUGGGGCUGUACUGAGUCAAAACAAACAUCCCAUUGCUUUCUUUUCAAAAAAAAUGACCCCAUCCAUGCAAAAACAAUCAGCAUAUGUACGGGAGCUUUUUGCAAUCACUGAAGCAGUGGCUAAGUUUCGACAUUACCUUAUCGGCCAACAAUUCACAAUUAAGGCUGAUCAGCAAGCCUUGCGACAUCUGUACAAUCAAACAAUUCAGACCCCGGAACAACAAAAAUGGCUCCCGAAGUUGUUGGGAUUCAAUUUUACAAUUGAGUACAAGCCUGGUGUUGAGAACAAAGCAGCUGAUGCAUUGUCCCAUUGCUUUAAUCUCACUUCUUAUCCUGCCUGUCAAUUACUCUCUCAAAUUCAGCAAGCGCAACGAUCAGAUUCCCUCUUCCAGGACAUAAUUAAUCAACUGCAAACUUCUUCUACUGCUUACAUGGAGUAUACUUGGAAGCAAGAAUUGUUAUGGUGGCAUGGCAAAAUUGCAAUUCCUCAGGAUACCGAACUUAAGCAGAUACUAUUAACUGAAUUUCACUCCUCCAAAAUUGGGGGCCACUCCGGGCAAUUGAGAACAUAUGCAAGGUUGGCAUUGCAAUUCUUUUGGCCAGUUAUGCGCACAGAUGUUAAGAAGUUUAUUCAAGCUUGUGCAAUAUGUCAACGAGCAAAGAGUCUGAAUGCACACCCAAAGGGUUUGCUACAACCCUUACCAAUCCCUCAACAAAUUUGGCAAGACAUCUCAAUGGACUUUAUUGUGGGACUGCCUGUAGCACACGGAAAUUCUGUAUUUUUUGUGGUUAUAGACAGGUUAUCCAAAUAUGGGCACUUCAUGGCUCUACGGGCUGAUUUUAAUAGCAAAACAGUGGCUGACACAUUUAUUACUCACAUAGUCCGGUUACAUGGCAUACCAAGGUCAAUUAUUUCAGACAGAGAUAAGACUUUCACUAGCAAAUUCUGGCAACAUCUAUUUGGAAAAAUGGGUACUUCUCUGGCUAUGUCAUCGGCUUAUCACCCUGAAACCGACGGGCAAACAGAGGCUCUCAAUAAAUGCAUUGAACACUACCUUCGGUGUUUUGUUUCUGAUAAUCCUAAAUCAUGGGUGGAUCUUUUACCAUGGGCAGAGUACUCCUACAAUACGGCAUUUCAUACUAGUAUUGGCAUGAUGCCUUUUCAGGUGGUAUAUGGUCGGGAGCCUCCUCAAUUAAUCUCUUAUGUUCACAGUAACUCAGACCCGUUGCCGGUAUCAGAAUGGUUGUCCUCCAGAGAUACAAUUCUGCAGAAAUUGAAGAGCAAUUUGACCAAGGCACAGGAACGAAUGAAGAAAUUUGCUGAUAAGAAACGCAAGGAUGUGGCAUUUGACGUGGGGGAGUGGGUGUUAGUGAAGUUACAACCUUACCGACAACAUUCAGUCUUCUUGCGAAAAAACCACAAGCUUAGUAUGAAAUACUUUGGACCUUUCCAAAUUCAGCAGAAACUCGGCCAAGUUGCUUACAAGUUAGCUUUACCCGAAGGAGCACGAAUUCAUCCUGUUUUUCACAUCUCAGUUUUAAAAAAAUUUGUUGGUAAUCCCAUGACAGAUUGUAUUCCUUUGCCGGUAAUUACUGCCUCCGGGGGGCCUUUAAUUCAGCCCAAACUUUUGUUACAAUGUCGCACAAUUUUGCAAAAUCAAAAGCCGACGCGACAAGUGCUGGUUCAAUGGAAUGGACUUCCUGCAUCGGAGAAUUCUUGGGAAGACUUAUCGCUACUGCAACACCAAUAUCCUAAAUUAGACCUUGCGGACAAGGUCUCAAUUGAUGAGGGAGGCAACAAAGGUUUUUUGAUGAAUUACAAAGAAUGUCCAACUGGGCAUGUGACUUUUGGAGAUGGUCAGAAAGGUCAAGUAGUUGGAAAAGGAACAUUGAUGAUUCCUGGGUGUGUUGUCUAUGAUGAAGCUGGUCAUUGUGUUCUAACUGGUUCAAGAUCUUCAGACAAUUGCUAUUUGCUAGAGAAACUGGAAGGUAUAGUGAUGCAGAUUGGGCAGGAAACAUUGAUGAUAGAAAAAGCACUUCAGGAGGAUGUUUCUAUCUUGGUAACAACUUGGUUACAUGGUAUAGUAAGAAGCAAAGUUCCAUUUCACUCUCCACCGCAGGUUGAAUACAUUGCAGCAGGAAGUUGUUGUACUCAAUUGUUGUGGAUGAAGCAAAUGCUUGAAGACUAUGGCUUACAACAAGGGUUAUUGACUAUAUUUUGUGACAACAAAAGUGCAAUUGAUAUAUCCAAGAAUCCAGUUCAACAUUCCCGUACCAAACAUAUUGAUCUUCGACACCACUUUAUCCGAGAUUUGGUAGAAAACAAGACAGUUGUUAUUGAUUAUGUUGCAACAGAAAAGCAAUUGGCGGACAUCUUUACCAAACCCCUUGAUGCUACAAGAUUCGAAAAAGUUGAGGGUGAAAUUGGCCUUUGCCAAAUUUAA